UAAAACUUUAUGUAAAUAAAAAAAAAGGGGUUCCCUUAAUCUAAUGUAUAGGGAGGUUUGUAGGGAUGAUAUAAUGGUGUUAAUUUUGGUUACUCAAAAUUUUUGGAGUGCAAGCAAUUAGUAACGAAAUUAUUGAUGACGAGGCUGCCGUGAAUCCCUCCAAUAUGCCUCAAUUUUCAUUCGCUACUAGUACGUAGUAGUGCAACUUACAACUUGAGAUUCAAAGCUCCUCAAGUUGUCAAAAAGAAAUUGAAGUUCUUGAAAGAUAAAAAUGCCGGAUGCCAAGUACUCAAUGUUUGGGCUUGUACGACGAUGACACGUGGACAUGGUUGGGAGAUUUUUUCAGCUUGUUUGGCCUUCUUCGGUACUUGGUGUUGGAAAUAUUGCUCUAAUGCCAUCUAUGAUUGUACGUAGUCUCACUUGUGCCAAGGUCCAUAGAUACCCAUAAUAAUAGAUUCGGUAUAUAUGACAAUCUUUUCCUUAUAUUAUAUGUUUCUUUUUAAUUUUCCUGUCUAUUAUUAAUUUCAUUUAUAAGCUCAGCUAACUUUCUUUAUUUGAUAGACAUGGAUGCAGUGGAAGGUCACAUUGGAAGCUUCUAACAAAUGCAUGAAAAUUUUUUAGCUCUUUUUUUUUAUUAUUAUUUUUUGCUUAAAAAUGCUUAGCUAAUUUUUUUAUGAAUAUUAAGUGCCAUGCAACAUAUGCAAUGCUUACAUUUUCCUCCAGCCUGUUUGUCAAUACCUAUGAAUAUCGUCAUAUAUACGUAAUUACAUAUAGAUAUAUAAUCCUUUCCUUAGGGACAAGAUCAUCUGACACAUUUUAUUUUCUUGUUCUUUACGCAUCGUGGUAGUCAUAUUUUUGGCUACAACAAAUAUUUUUUUCCCCAAAAAAAAAAAAAAAAGAAAGCUACACAACUUUAUUAUUUGGAUGUUGAUUUUUUAAUCAUUCUGUGCAAUGAAUUUUCAAUGAAAUUGUUACGUUUUUCUGAUGAAAAGAAAACUUUAUUAUUGCUAAAGAAGAAUGAAACAUUACAAAAAAUAUAACUCGAUAGUAAUUAGGAGCUUUAUUAACAACUAAAACAUGGAUGUGGUUUAUAUAUUACAUUCAAUAUGGAUAUAAUAUUGUAUUGCAAAAAUAUAUAUAAUUUUGUUAUAAUAGAAUUGUAUACAUACGGAUAUAAUUAAUUUUUAAAAUUGAAUAAAAUUAUAUAUAUAUUAUAUUGUUUAUCUAUGAAUGUAUAUAUUGUAAUUGAAAGGUUUUAGAAUUUUUAUAUGCGCACCAGCCAACAUCACACAUACUCAUUUAUUGGGUUUAGUGUUCAAUGAUAGGGGAAAACAAAGUUUUUACUAACAUUAUAGUAGAGAAUAGAGAUCCAUUGGUACAUACUCAUUUAUUGGGUUUAGUGUUCAAUGAUGGGGGAAAACAAAGUUUUUACUAACAUUAUAGUAGAGAAUAGAGAUCCAUUGGUACAAUCUUUUCAUUUAUAUCUUGGUCACCCAUAAGACCAAAGAACAUGUAUUAUGUUUUAUGUCUCCAAGUCUAAAGCAAUCAUCGGAACCUAUCAUUUAAACUAUUAUAUAUAUGUGUAUAUAUAUAUAUAUAAUGUAUUAUUAAUUAUUAUAUAUGUGUAUAAUCAAAUUUAUUUCAAAAUCUGUUCCUAUUGGUGAAAAUAGGGACUUUAUAGAUAUCUGCCUAGAGAUUCUUCCUUACUCCCUUCUUGACUAUGGUUCAAUAUAAACCUUGUGUUCUUGAGCUUUAGUUAUAUACAGAGGCUUUGGCUAUAAAAGGGGGUGCUUAGUGAUUGCUUCGUGGUGGCUUACCGCACAGAGAGAAAGAGCAAAAGAAAUAGACAAACAGGGUAGGAAGGAAAUUAUGCUCAAGAUAUACUGUUGCAUCUUUGUUCUGUUUGCAGGUUGACCUUGAUGCACGAGUGAGCUUGAUCUUGAAUUGGUUGUUCUUCUUCCAUUUUACCAAUCAUACAUCAGCUGAAGGAAUAGCAUACAUAGCUGAAGGAAGUGAGCUAAUGCAUGCUUAUGGACAGAAACGCAUAAACAGUUUUAACUUUUGAGCUUCUUCCGAGAUAUUAUGUAAGAGUUGUGAGAAUAUCAUGUUCAUACGACGAAUCGGAGACACCUCGAAAUGUCUCUCUUUUUCUGACAGAGUCUGUCACUAUGAAACGCUCAAGCUCUUGUGCUUCAACGUGCUUUAUUAGCUUCGUACAUAUGCUCAUUGUGUUCGGGAGUUCAAAGUUGACAUGUACACACGGAUUUGAGUCUCUCUUACAGCUCCCACAAUCUGGGUCGACCAGAACUCGACCCAGAUUCAAAAGGGUCUUCUUUCUGGCUGAUUUUGGUGCGAAAGGAGAUGGCAUUGCUAAUGACACCAAGGCUUUUAUUGAUGCUUGGGAGAUGGCUUGUUCGUUUCCCUUGCGAACAAGACUUGUAAUUCCAGUUGGAAGUACUUACCUCGUCUAUCCUGUUAAUCUUGGCGGGCCUUGCCGCUCUAAGGUUACUUUAAAGAUUUCUGGAACCAUAAUUGCCCCCAAAGAUCCUGAUGUUUGGAUUGGUUUGAACCCUCGUAAAUGGCUGUACUUUCAUGGGGUGAACCACCUUACAGUAGAAGGGGGAGGGACAAUCAAUGGGAUGGGAAAGGAAUGGUGGGCUAGGUCUUGCAAGAGAAACUCAACAAAUCCGUGUCGACAUGCUCCAACAGCCAUAACUUUUCAUAGAUGCAAGAAUUUGAAAGUCAAAAACCUUAUGCUGGUUAACAGUCAACAAAUGCACAUGGCAUUUACCAACUGCAUUCGGGUUUUGGCAUCCCAUCUUAAAGUAAUAGCUCCUGCUACUAGCCCUAAUACUGAUGGAGUCCACAUUAGUGCAUCAAAAGGUGUUGAGAUCAAGGAGAGUAUUAUCAGAACAGGAGAUGACUGCAUUUCUAUAGUCAGCAAUUCCUCACGAAUCAAGAUAAGAAACAUUGUGUGUGGCCCAGGUCAUGGCAUAAGUAUUGGAAGCUUGGGAAAAUCAAAAUCAAGAGCAGAGGUGCAUGAUAUAAUUGUUGAUGGAGCUUUCAUUUCUAACACUGAGAAUGGAGUGAGGAUCAAAACAUGGCAGGGAGGUAGAGGUUUUGCUUCCAGGAUCACAUUCCAAAAUCUGUUAAUGAAAAAUGUAUCAAAUCCAAUUAUAAUAGAUCAAUAUUAUUGUGACUCGUUGCUGCCUUGUCCGAAUAAGACUUUGGCAGUGAAAGUGGAGAAUAUAUCCUUCAUUCACAUUAAAGGGACUUCAGCUACAGAGGAAGCAAUAAAGUUUUCUUGCAGUGAUGACUGGCCAUGUGAAGGUUUGUACUUGGAAGAUAUUCAGCUUCAUUCAUACAAUAGGGGAGUUACAAGAUCUUUUUGCUGGGAAGCUUAUGGCUUGAGUUUGGGAUUAGUAGACCCACCUGCUUGCUUUUCGUCCAGUGGAGGCUUCAUUAAAGAGAAAGGCUUGUCGGACUCAGCCAUUCAUUCCUUCUGAAAAGAAAUUGCAACGAAAGCCAAGCAGGUAAAAUGUGGACCUUAGUGUAUUUUCAUCUUGCUCUCAAAGAUCGAUUGGUGCAUGAAGCAUUUCUUUCUUCAGCAGACCAUGUACAGCCCCGCCUACACCACAAGGCCAUGGUAACAGAAGGUCAUUUAUUAUGGUAAAUUUUGCAAAUAACUUUGAAUAAUCAUUCUCUAAUGACUUUGUCGAUGCUUUCUUAUUAUAUAUGCUGCAAAAUCUGCAAUAUUAUCUGUACAAAAUACAGUCUAUGAUGUAGAGAAAAUAUUUGAAUUAAAAGAAGAAGAAGAAGCAGCAUGAUGUCUUUGAUCUGUUCUGCA
Ziziphus jujuba (common jujube) is the source of this 3847-nucleotide messenger RNA. Its product is annotated as probable polygalacturonase At1g80170. The transcript has 10 exons. Lineage: Eukaryota; Viridiplantae; Streptophyta; Magnoliopsida; Rosales; Rhamnaceae. Gene Ontology annotation, molecular function: polygalacturonase activity. Gene Ontology annotation, biological process: carbohydrate metabolic process. Bases 2169 to 3506 code for a protein of 445 amino acids. The record is from RefSeq and is a predicted model, not a curated record.